AUGGCUCCAAGAAAGAAGAAGACGAAUUGGACGCGGGCAAGGAAGAAGAAAAAGAAGUCGCCGUCUGACAUCUUGCAAGAAACAUUUUACGAUCCUCAGGCGCCAGCCGGUUAUGCAGGCGCAGAUCAAGUGCGACGUCAGGCGCGCCGCUCUGGAGUCAAACCUCAGCAAGUGGAUCAAUGGUUGCGCCGACAGCCUGGCUACACGUUGCAUCGGCCUGUGCGUCGUCGCUUUGUGCGUCGUCGCGUGCGAGUCGACGGGUUGGACGAACAAUGGCAGGCCGAUUUGGCCGACGUGCGCAAGCUGAGCCAAGCCAACGACGGAAACGAGUACCUGUUGAUUGCGCUCGACGUGCUGUCGCGCUACGCCUUUGUCCGCCCCAUCAAGAAGAAGAACGCUGCGACGGUAGCGCGGGCGUUUGAGGACAUUUUCGAAGAGAGCGGUCGCCAGCCGGACGCUUUGCAAACGGACGAAGGAACUGAAUUUCUCAACAGCACGCUGCGCGGCGUCUUGAAGGAGCGCGGCAUUCGUCACUUUGUGGUCUAUGGCGACACCAAGACGCAGAUCGUGGAACGCUUCAUUCGCACGUUCAAGAACCGCAUGUGGCGAUAUUUUACGGCUCACAACACGCAUCGGUACAUGGACAUUUUGCAGGAUUUGGUGAAAGGAUACAAUGCAGGCUUUCAUCGUUCCAUCCAGCGCAGCCCCGAUUCGGUGACGCACGCCAACGCGCAAGACGUCUGGAGACACUUGUACGCCGAACCCGAAAAGCCUAAGAAACGUCGACGUCGCUAUCGCUUCAAACCUGGCGACCAGGUUCGGUUAAGCAAGAAGGCCGAAGCCUUUAAAAAGGGCUACACGCCCGGCUGGACGGAAGAAAUCUUUGUAGUCCAACGUCGCGUUCCUGGUUGGCCGCCUCUGUACAAAAUUAAAGAGUGGGACGGAACGCCGCUGAGUGGGUUGUUUUACGAAUCCGAAUUGCAACCCGUGACGGUCGACGAGACGGACACCUUUCGCGUCGAAGAGGUGAUUCGACGUCGUCGUGCUACUCGGACUCGUCCGGCAGAAGUUUUGGUCAAGUGGCGAGGCUGGCCCGAUAAGUACAACAGCUGGAUUCCCGAGAGUAACGUGCAAGAAACAUGA
This is a messenger RNA of Exaiptasia diaphana, 1143 nucleotides long. RefSeq lists its product as uncharacterized. Gene Ontology annotation, biological process: DNA integration. Lineage: Eukaryota; Metazoa; Cnidaria; Anthozoa; Actiniaria; Aiptasiidae. The coding region runs from base 1 to 1143 and encodes 380 amino acids. Gene Ontology annotation, molecular function: nucleic acid binding. The transcript has a single exon. The record is from RefSeq and is a predicted model, not a curated record.